AUGUUUCUUCCUCCAUUUCCCAGAGGGCUGUGCGGCAAGCGUCACCAUGUUGUCGCGGAAGUGCCGGUGUACGCUGUGCAGGGUGGUCAUAGUCUGUCAGCUGCAUUCAUCCUUCAGAUUUUCCUCUCUGGGUUUGUGUUUGUAGCGAACAAAACAAAAACAAACGUGAGUCAUGGCGGCUCUGAAAUACGCAGGCAUGGACGACACAGACAGUGAUGAUGAGUUACCUCCCGGGUGGGAAGAGAGGUCCACGAAAGAUGGUUGGGUCUACUAUGCAAACCAUGAUGAGAUGAAGACACAGUGGGAACACCCAAAGACAGGAAAGAAAAAACGUUGUGCUGGAGAUUUACCGUACGGUUGGGAGCAAGAAACUGAUGAAAAAGGGCAGAUCAUUUAUGUUGAUCACAUUAACAAGCGGACCACAUACUUUGACCCGCGGCAGGCAUUCACAGUAGAGGAUGUGAUAGUGAAGCCAAAACGUUAUGAUGGAAAUACCGCUGCUCUUGAGAUCCUGCAGGGUCGUGACCUCUCUGAUAAGGUUAUCCUCAUUACCGGAGGCAACGCUGGUAUUGGCUUUGAGACAGCCAGGUCUUUUGCUCUGCAUGGUGCCCAUGUGAUCCUGGCGUGUCGAAACCUUUCCCGGGCCAGCAAGGCAGUUAGCUCCAUACAACAGGAGUGGCACAAAGCAAGAGUAGAAGCCAUGAUGUGUGACCUGGCCUCUCUCCGCAGCGUCAGGGAGUUUGCAGAUUCUUUCAAGGCCAAGAAACUGCCCCUGCACAUUCUGGUGUGUAAUGCAGGAGUGUGCACUCAGCCCUGGAGCUUGACAGAGGAUGGCCUGGAGUCCACCUUCCAGAUCUGCCAUCUAGGCCACUUCCUGCUUGUCCAGUGCCUACAGGAUGUGCUGCGUCGCUCUGCCCCCGCCCGCGUUGUGGUGGUAUCUUCAGAGUCCCACAGGUUCACAGACCUGUUAGACUCAUGUGGCAAAGUGGACCUGGCCCUGCUGUCUCCAGUGAAGAAGGAGUACUGGUCCAUGCUGGCUUACAAUCGGGCCAAACUCUGUAACAUCCUCUUCAGCAACGAGCUCCACCGCCGCCUCUCACCUCACGGUGUCACCUCCAACGUAUUGCAUCCUGGGAACAUGAUGUACACCUCCCUUCACCAUAGCUGGUGGCUGAUGACCUUUCUCUUCACACUGGCCAGACCUUUCACCAAGUCUAUGCAACAAGGGGCGGCCACCACCGUGUACUGUGCCAUAGCUCCGGAGCUGGAGGGGUUAGGCGGCAUGUACUUCAACAACUGCUUCCGCUGCCUGCCGUCCAUCCAGGCCCAGGACCAGAGCAGCGCUGCCAGCCUGUGGGAGCUGAGCGAGCGCCUGGUUACAGAAAGGUCUGCAGGCAUACAGGCCCUCUGAUGGGCAGAGGAGGAAGAGGAGGGGGACUAGCCAAACAAAUCAAAGAGAAGUGGUGAUGUCCAGUUAGGUUGAACUGAAUAAAAGGUAACUGUACUCUGACUGUACUAUACAAGAGAGCUGCCAAACCAUGGAAGUCCAUCUGGAUAUGUCAUGUCACUACAAGGGGUAAAACACACGAGAUAUACAGUACAGUACAGGAGGGGGGGUCAUAUACACUCUACUGAAUAAAAUAAAGUCGGAGUUGUGUUCAGCUCUGCUGUGGUAGUUUACAAUGGGAGGUUGAGGAUGGGAGAAGAUUUGGGACAAAUUCAGGAAUUAUUAAAGUUUGUUCUUUCUCUUUUUAACUCUCUCAAGUCUUCUCCAUUUCACGACUGUCUGUUUAAAAGAGCAAAGUUCAAAGAAGCUAAUGACCUGUCUUGCUAACAAUACAGGGUUACCUAAUAAGCAUACACUCUGUGGCAUAUGCAUCUGUUUCCAGCAAUAGUGCACUAUAUGGCAAAUAUUGUGUCUUCCCAGUUAAUGUCUGUAUAUUCUGUAACGUCUUGUCUAGUUCUACGUAGAUGUUGAUGUUUCCUAUUGAGAUAAGUUGCGCGUUGGUUAAUCUUUGUGCUAAAUCUUGUUGGGCAUUGAAGAAAUAAGGAGUAAUGGGCAUGUGACACUCAUGGAUAUAUAAACACACUAGAGAGGUAUGAUUCUUAUGACUAUAUACAUUAUUCUGCAAUAAUUUUAUUUCUUAUCAAUGUCCCUAUUCGUUUUCUGUACAUAUAUUUACAAUAUCCUGAUUUCUGGGCAUGUGCUAAAGGGGUGUGGACAUCAUAUGUUUUCCUGUCUGCUAUUUAACUCAACCUACAUAUUAAUAAUCUAAACUCUUGUAAGUCUAAAUUACAAUUUGGAGGUAUUUCUGGGAUGAUCUUUGUCCAUUUGAAUAGCAAAUACAGAUGGUGGAGAAUAUUAUUUCCAGGAGUCCAGGAUCUUUAAUUUCUGUGUUUCUUUCCUUGUUGUUGGAGCAGAAGAAUGUGAGUGGUUUCAGUCUCCUGUAAUUAUUUUAUCAUCAUUGUUUUAAUAUUGAACUCUUGGCUUUGGGUUUGCUGUGGAUUGGUUGCCCUGAAGCCGCUGUUGGGACGCUUUUGAGACAUUGUGCUUUAUGGCAGUCUGGGUGCCGUUGGUUGCUCUUGAAACAUCAGCAUUCCAGUGUCAUGAUAUCUGUAACAAAAAAAGAAAGGAUAGAAAACAUUUAAUAAAAGUCUGUUUUACAGUAAUGUGUGUGUGUGUGUGUGUGUGUGUGUGUGUGUAUGUGUGUGUGUGUGAAAUCCUUUUAAACACAGAAAGUGGAAGUCCAUUCAUUUGGAGGCCAUUAGGGGGAGAUAUUUGUGUAGGGAGCUGAGAAGUGAGCAACACUGAAGUCCGACUAAGUAGAGGAGAAGAAAAUGUGUUCAAUGUGUACGAUACUCUAUUUGGCCCGCACAUAAACAUGUACACCACAGUUCAUGACUGCUUUUUCUAUCUCCUCUUGAGUCCCUCCUAAGCAAACAUACUCCGAACACACACACUCAUGCAUGCCGUUCCUCCACACAGACAUGGCCUGUGCAGAAACUGAUACAGAUGUCCUGCCCUGUUAUAAUCUGUACUGCAGCCAGAAUACAGGUGUCUUAUCACUGUCCUUUCACAGCACAGAACAUACCGAGAACAGAGAUACAGCACACACACACACACACACACACACACACACCGUCUGCAAGAGCAUGUCUCAUGUGUGAGAAGUGAGAAAACAAAUAGAGAAUGUUUAUUAAAACUGUCCACAGUGUGUCUCUGGCUCUAAAUCGUGCCGCAUGACGAUGUGAUCCCUGAACACAAUUACUGUUCACACUGAGUGAUUUCGCGAUAUAUGUACAAAAUAGGACUUAACAGUAACGUUAGCUACAACGUGGCUACAAUGUUAAAAAUAAUAAUGAUUACGAAGGAUUUCCCAGCCGCUGUCCAUGGUGCUGAUCACAAUCUGGCUCAUUUGUGGUUUGGUGAACUAUCCGUGGAAUCAUUUGGCACAUGUGAGAAUUUGCCUGCUUGUUAACCAAUUAUACAGCAUAUUUACUCCAUGUGUGUUCAGUCCGCAGACUGCUGAGCCUUGACAUGAGAGACAAACGCUGUUCCCUUCCCAGGUGUCUGCCUCAUUCAGUUUUGAGCAGAUACAUAUCCCAGUCAGUCAACGUGUCAGCUGUUUAGUUUCCCUCGGUCUGUUGUUAGACCCCAGUGACAUAUUUAGUUAGUCGGCCCUGUUGUUUGUAGUUUCUAGUGGUAGACUUCUUGUUCUACCAUUGGAAAGACAAUUCUCUCAAUUUGGGUCUGACUCCUGCAUUGUGUCACACUCCACUGCUAUUGAAAUAUAAUUUUAUUCAAAGGGAUUCUUGAAGAAAUAACUUUUUAAGAUGGUUAUUUUAUUGCAGAGACACACAGCCUGCUUCAGUGAUGAUCCUAAAGAGAGUAAUUCCACACUUUUAUUUCCAGCUUAUGUAAUGUUUGCCCUCUCUUCUCAGCCUCCCUGCUAAAGGAGGAAGUCUCACACUGGGAAUAAAAUAACCAUGAGAAUAAUGUCAACUGUUUGUGACUGUUUGUGAGUGUACCAGGAAACAAACUAAUGAUAAAGGCUGUGUGCUGCAAACACAUCAAUUUGACUAAUGAAGCUUUCUUUUCAGUACAUCUGCAAGUUUUUUGUUCAAAAUUCCACAUGUAUUUUUAGUCGCUCAUGUCCAAAUAACAUUUCAAAACUACACUUCAGCAGCCAAUGUACGUAUACCCGUGUAAAUUUGUGAGCGUAAGACAUCCUCAUGCUCAGCCAAGAUU
This is a messenger RNA of Larimichthys crocea (large yellow croaker), 4249 nucleotides long. It is a transcript of the gene wwox, whose product is annotated as WW domain containing oxidoreductase. The record is from RefSeq and is a predicted model, not a curated record. NCBI's taxonomy places the organism in Eukaryota, Metazoa, Chordata, Actinopteri, Sciaenidae. The transcript has 9 exons. Bases 173 to 1411 code for a protein of 412 amino acids. Gene Ontology annotation, cellular component: nucleus; cytoplasm. Gene Ontology annotation, molecular function: protein binding; transcription coactivator activity. Gene Ontology annotation, biological process: positive regulation of transcription by RNA polymerase II; hippo signaling.